GAAGCUAAGCUACCAACUGUCCAGCUGAGAAUUAACAAUGGCGCUCACUAUGGUUAGUCUCGCCGCCAUCGCCGGGAAGCCCACCGCGGCGUCGGCUCAGCUCGUCGCCGAGGGGAGGGAGUCGGCGGCCCGCCUGUAUGCCCUGCUGGUCGGCUCGUCGGCGCUCCACGGCCCUGUGGGCCUCGCCGAGCAGAUCCUCCUCUGCUUCGACCGCGCGCUCGCCAAGCUGCACGGCGUCAACCUCGCCGGAGCUGAGGACGACGACGACGCUGCCGGCAACGGCAACGGCAGGAAGCGCAAGCCGGGGCGUGGUCGUGGCUUGACUGCCGCUUCAGCUGCAGCGAGCUCCAAAAGGAUGAGGGUGAGCAAUGCUGGAGGAAAUGGAGCAAGGAUUGAGAGGAAAGCGACAAUGGAUGACAAAUUUCUGUGGAGGAAGUACGGGCAGAAGGAGAUCAAGAACAGCAAGCACCCGAGGUUUUACUACCGGUGCAGCUACAAGGACGACCAUGGCUGCACGGCGACGAAGCAAGUCCAGCAGUCGGAGACGGCGGACGACGACACUGCCUCGCCCGUCUACAUCAUCACCUACUUCGGCGAGCACACCUGCCGCCAUGGGGACGACGCCGCCGCCAUGGUCGUCGACGGCGGCGAGGAGGAGGAUCAGCUCUCGCCGGCGCAGAUGGUCAUCAGCUUCGCUUCCAGCAACGGCGGCGAUGCUUCUGUGUCCUGGCCGUGCUCCGGCGACGACGCCCAGAACAACAGCGAGACAUCGCAUGAAUCGAGCCCGCCGGAGGCGCCGGCCGGCGAGGAAGAACGUCUGCGGCCGUGCACAGCCGCCGGCGUGUCUGACGAACCGAUCAUGGAGUCAACGCCGCCGGCGCCGGAGCUUCUUGCGGAUCUGAAGCCCAUGGAUGGGUGCCUCCUUGACGGCGAGAGCUUGUUUGGCAUGGAUGAACUCGUCUACUUUCAUGAGCUCUCAGCUGCUCUCGGCCUACUCGAUCGAGACUGGGGUGCGCCAGUAUAGAGUGACAGACAAAAAUUCACUUGUCUGGAUUAGAAUUUUUUUGUUCAGGUAUUCGCGAAUUUGCAGUAGAUUUGGAUCAUGUAGUAGAUUUGGAUCGGAUCAUGUAGAUUUUUUUCAGGUAUUUCGUGAAUUUGCAGGAUGAGUCACUCAGGCUUCUCAAUUUAGAGUCUGCAGGUUGAUAUAUAUGACAUCAGGUGAAGCAUGUAAUAAGUUGUUCGUUAAAUGAGAUUCUAUAUACAUAUGCGCUUGUUCACUGAGAAAGUUUGAAGUGUCUAAUCCGAGUGUGACAAGCCACCCAUGUCACGGUUUUCUUUGUAUUUCGGUGGAAUAUGGUAUUUAUGUGUUUGGAGAAAUGUUUCUCUCCUAAUCUUCGUCGCAAACGAUAAUACUAUUAUGUUUCAAAAGUAUGAAUCAACA
Oryza sativa Japonica Group (Japanese rice) is the source of this 1441-nucleotide messenger RNA. RefSeq names its product transcription factor WRKY45-2. Gene Ontology annotation, biological process: regulation of DNA-templated transcription. The record is from RefSeq and is a predicted model, not a curated record. Gene Ontology annotation, molecular function: DNA-binding transcription factor activity; sequence-specific DNA binding. Lineage: Eukaryota; Viridiplantae; Streptophyta; Magnoliopsida; Poales; Poaceae.